Poecilia latipinna (sailfin molly) is the source of this 1344-nucleotide messenger RNA. Its product is annotated as galectin-9. Gene Ontology annotation, molecular function: carbohydrate binding. The record is from RefSeq and is a predicted model, not a curated record. NCBI's taxonomy places the organism in Eukaryota, Metazoa, Chordata, Actinopteri, Cyprinodontiformes, Poeciliidae. The transcript has 8 exons. The coding region runs from base 240 to 1199 and encodes 319 amino acids.
GUUUCCGGUGUUUAUCGGCUCCCCCUCUCUGGGGCCAGACUGGGAGCGCUCCUGGUUCCAGAUAGUAGUCCAUCCAGAACCGACCCCCGGUUCUGCAGAAACCCCUCCCACUGCUGGGAAACCGAAACCAUCCAGAGAGCUUAAAAAGCCGCUGCAUCCUAAACUCCUCCAUUUUAACUCAAAGUUCGCGGAAGGACAUUUUGUGCUCCCACAGCUCGGUUCUGGUGUCGGUUCUGCUCAUGGCUUUCAACCAGUCUCCGUUCUACAACCCGCCAAUCCCUUUCACCGGAUCCAUCCACGGCGGCCUGCAGGAGGGGAAGUCCAUCAUCAUCAGCGGACGCGUCAUUCCAGGCGUGGACAGGUUCCAUGUGAACCUCCAGUGCGGCUCCAGGAGCGGGGCGGACAUCGCCUUCCACUUCAACCCGCGCUACGACGGCCAUCCCUACGUCGUCACCAACAGCUUCCAGUACGGCAACUGGGGCUCCGAGGAGAGGAAGCAGCACGCGCCGCUGCCCGCCGGCAGCAACUUCACCCUGCAGAUCACCGUCACCCGGGACUUCUACCAGGUGAGCGUGAACGGCAGCCACUUCAUGGACUACAGGCAUCGCAUCCCGUUCCAGCAGGUUGACACCAUUACAGUCGGUGGAAGAGUGGAAAUUUCCUCCAUUUCCUUCUCCACUCCAGUGUUUGCUGUGCAGCCGUUUCCGCAGCAGGCUUUCCCGAGCCAAUCCGCCUUCCCGUCCUACCCCGGCUUCCCCCCCCAGCCAGGAUUCCCAGCUCAGCCUGGAUUUCCUCCUGCAGCGCCUGUUGUUCCGUACAAGAACUUCAUCAGCAGCGGACUCCAGCCCGGCAGGACCAUCACCAUCCAGGGCGUCGUCCAGCCCAGCGCCACCAGGUUCCACAUGAACCUCACCCACCAGUCUGGCAUCGCUCUACAUUACAAUCCACGAUUCAACGAGAACGUUGUGGUCCGAAACACCAAGCAGUGGGACAAGUGGGGCUCUGAGGAGCGCGGCGGCGGCAUGCCCUUCCAUCGAGGACAGUCUUUCACGCUGACCGUUAUCUGUGAGAACAACUUGUUCCGUCUGGUGGUGAACUGGAUGCAGGCCCACACCUACAAACACCGCUUCUCUCCGCUGCAGAACAUCAACGGCCUGGAGAUCGAAGGAGACAUCCAGCUGACCUCCGUCAUCGUUUAGGUUCUGAUCUAGAGGAGCCAACAGCCAUAAAACGCUGGAACCUGCUGGCGUUAAAGAAGCAUGCUGUGGAAUUCACUGCCAUCUAGUGGUCAAGAUGUAGAUGGCAGCCAACACACGCAGACCAAUAAAACGUCAUGGUUCACUG